GAAGCUUUCCAUCCCAGGAGCGUGGCAGCGUGAGCCGCGCGUAGUGCGGCUGUGCGGGAUCCGUUUUUGACGCGAAGCCGCGGUUUGUAUUGUCAAAGCGGCGGCGGCGACGCGUCCCGUAGUUCCGACGCGGAUUCGACGUCCGAAAUCAUGUUUCCCUGUGGAUAGAAACAGAGAAGAGCUUCGCCGAUGUCAGCGCCGGCGCGGCGGCGUCAGCGUGCUUCAAAAUGGUCGCUGCUGCUGCUGCGCUCCCCGAGGCGAGCAACGCCGUUGUUUGAAGUGCCUGCUCUGGAUUUCGCCUCCUGGAACGCCGGCAUCGGUUCCUUUAUCUGAGGUUGUGCGGUGCGUGCAACAUUCGGUUCUAGGCGUUCGCGUCGCCUCCUCUCUGGAUUACCACUGCGGCGCCGUGGUCUGUCCGUGGUCGCCGCCAGCGUCGUCGCCUUCGAUAACAACUGGAGGACAUCCAACGUUUGCCGGACGAAAGAAAGAUGGCACGAACGCGGGUGGAAGCAGCGGAGGAUGCGGGCAUCCACAUCGGGCUCACGUGAGGUAGCCGCCUUUCGCCGCCCCGGAAGGCUCGGCCAUGUCCAUUUGGUCGGGGGACAUCCACGGCGGUCUCCAGCUACCGACCCCCUACAAGAUGUCCCACGACAACGAGUCGGUAAAGUCGGGCCCCAGCGAGCGGUCGCGGCGCUCUUCCAACUCGAGGCACCACCACCAGGGCAACAACAUCCACCAUCAAAGCCACCAGCAGCACCAGCAGCAGAACCACACGCCGAACCAGCACCAGCACCAGAACCACGACGGCCAGCAGUCUUACCGCGCCAGCAGGCGCCACUCCCACCGGUCGACGCGGUCCUGCCCGACCCAGGUCAAGGUGGGUGGAGACCGACGGGACGAGGUCAUCGAGGUCCAGAUCCUGCCGCAGGACGACAACUGGGGCGACAACACCACCGCCAUCACGGGCAACACGAGCGAGCGGUCCGUGAGUGCCGAGGACGUGUCCCGGCUGGGUCGCGGUCCCGGGGACCAGGAUACGCCCGGAGGCCUCUUCCGUUGCCACAUGUGGGCGGGCACCGUGCUGACGGGCGUCCUGUCCCUGACAGCCUUCCUGUCGCCCGUGGUGAUGGUGGCGCUGCCUCGCGUCGAGAUGUUCGAGUGGAAGGUCCAGAAGUGCGGGCCGGAGUGCGACGGACUGCUCAUCAGCUUCGCCUUCAAGCUGCUCAUCCUGGCGGUGGCCUCGUGGGCACUGUUUCUGCGCAGGCCCCGGGCCACCAUGCCGCGCAUCUUCAUCCUCAGGGCCGUGGUGCUGGCCAUGGUGUUUGUGUUCACCUUUUCGUACUGGCUCUUCUUCAGCGUGCGCGUGUUCGAGAAGCGCCACCAGGACUACGAGCUCACCUACCUAAGCAUUGUGCAGUUCGCGCUGUCGCUGGUGGACGCGCUACUCUUCAUCCACUACCUGGCCGUCAUCCUGGUCGAGGUGCGCCAGCUACAGCCCCAGUUCUACGUCAAGAUCGUUCGCUCUCCCGACGGCCAGAGCCGCAGUUACGCCGUCGGGCAGCUCAGUAUUCAGAGGGCGGCCGUAUGGAUGCUGCACAAAUACUACCAGGACUUCCCUAUCUACAAUCCGUACUUGGACACGCUGCCCAGCCGACAUCGGAAGCAGCAGCAACAACUUCAGCAGCAGUCAGCCUUCAAGGUGUACGACGUGGACGGCGGUGCCAUGGACGAGGACGGAGACAUCCCGCCUCGGAACCAGACAACCGUGCUGCCGGCUCGGCGCUCCGGACACAACGACCGGUUCUACGAGGAGCACGAGUACGAGCGUCGAGUGCGCAAGCGCAAGGCAAGGCUGGUGUCGGCGGCCGAGGACGCCUUCACCCACAUCAAACGGAUGCACGACGAGAAUGGUCCCGCCAUUCCGAUGGACCCGACCGAGGCGGCCCAGGCCAUCUUCCCGUCCAUGGCGCGGGCCCUGCAGAAGUACCUGCGCAUCACACGGCAGCAGCCCCGGCACACGAUGCAGGGCAUCCUGGACCACCUGGCCGAGUGCCUGCACUACGACCUCAGCCCGAGGGCCUUCCUCGAAAAGUACCUGGUCUCGGCGCCCGUGCUCCAGGACGACCGGGAGGUCCGCCCCGUUCAGACCUGGGCCCUGGUGUGCGACGUGCUGCUGUCCAGGCCGCUCAAGCCGGGCGUCAGCUUCUUGCUGCGCCAGGGCGAGAUCUCGCUCCUGGUCAGCGUGCACGCGCUGCCGCACUUUAACGUCACCGAAGAGAUCGUCGACCCGAAGUCCAACCGCUUCGUGCUCAGGCUCAACUCGGAGACGUCCGUGUGACGGUGUCCGGACCUGCCCUGACUUCCCCCGGAGAGAAGUCGGCCGGUCCGAGGCUAACGGGGCCCUUCCCGCCUCUUUUCUUCCUCGUAGUCUUCUCUGUGCCACUGCCCGUCCCUGGCUUUGCUCAGCUAGACGGCCUCGCCUGGACGUCAGUUCAUCGUCGCUGGGUCCGAAACACGAUGUCCCCUUCGAUUUCACGCGGGCUUAUGAAGUGUGUCACUAUACGCUUCUGGUGCACUGGCUUUCCUAAGGUGGAGAAUGCAUACCUAGUAGUAAACUGACCAUUACCGGUCUGUUUCCUGCAUUUCACAGUUUGUAUCUGAAGUAGCUGACCUUUUGUCUGUUCGGCGUCAUUUCGCUGUUGGAAAGCGUGGCUCUUCGCGACAUCAGAAGGCAAUUAGUCCGCUUGAUUACAGUCCCCUCUUUAUCAAGGUAGAGCAACGUACAUUAUGCCUGCCUAGUUGCCGGUCUACCCUCGAGGCGUUCUGACGAAUGUCUAAAGCGUGCUGACGCGACUAUUGUGUUGCCGUUUCGUGGAUAGUCGAUGCCUUAGCAGCAUGAUACAGAUGCGAAGAGCCUUGAAUCGUUGCACGGCUGGCAUUUUGAUUCGGAUAACCGAGGCCCCCAUCUGUGUAGAGUGCUGGCCACACCACGCUUACAAUCCACCGUUCGUUCAAAUCAGGAAACGUCAUUUGAAACAGGUUGCCGCACUUUCCGGUUUGGUGAGUCAACCACGCCCACGGGUUGAUGUGCCGCCGAGGCCGCUAGCUCUAAUCGCUGGGAUUCUUGAAUUAGCGGGAGAGAUAGUCAUCGGCGCUUCCUGCUGCUUCUCAGAAACGAAACCAAGAGACAAAGUGAAAAGAAAACACCGCUGUCCCCGUAAACGGGGCAGCGGGGGGUGUCGCCAUCUUCAAAUCGUGCCAGAGAAUUAUCUUUUACUUUUUUAUAAAUAACUGCUUUGCGAUAAAACUUUUUUAAGGGUCAAAA
Messenger RNA from Ixodes scapularis (black-legged tick), 3325 nucleotides. It is a transcript of the gene Vang, whose product is annotated as vang-like protein 2-B. Gene Ontology annotation, cellular component: plasma membrane. Lineage: Eukaryota; Metazoa; Arthropoda; Arachnida; Ixodida; Ixodidae. The coding region runs from base 584 to 2338 and encodes 584 amino acids. Gene Ontology annotation, biological process: establishment of planar polarity; multicellular organism development; Wnt signaling pathway, planar cell polarity pathway. The record is from RefSeq and is a predicted model, not a curated record. The transcript is spliced from 6 exons.